Enterobius vermicularis (human pinworm) is the source of this 852-nucleotide messenger RNA. NCBI's taxonomy places the organism in Eukaryota, Metazoa, Nematoda, Chromadorea, Rhabditida, Oxyuridae. The record is from the annotation of a GenBank genome assembly.
GGCCGGUUAGUCAUGGUAACGACGACGUCCAGUUGGUUGAGGGCCUACGCGGAUAUACUUGGUCCGACUGGAGGAGCGGCAAGUCCGUUGGUUUUCCUAACGGCGUUUGCCAAUCCACCGUCUGAAGGUGCUGAGAGCCUUGCCCAUUGGUCGAAUCCUGGCCGAUCAGAACUUCUUGAAGGGAAGUACUGUGGUGUUGGCAUUUCAAAGUGCUUUAAAACUAUUGAAGGGAUAGGAGGAACUCCUACACUGGCGGUCGUUGUUGACUUGAAAAAGAGUGCCCUUUAUUACGAUAGACAGCCGUUAAUCAAAAAAAUCGCUGAAAUCUUUUGUGUAAAGGUUAAGAGUUUAAUAAGUAAAAUAGAAAUAGAACUACUUAAUAAAUUGCUGAAAGGACUAUACGUUCGGUGUUGCUAUGGGAAGUAUAGAACUUUCCGGCUGUUUGAAGUGAUGGAGCAGACACCGGACGAAAGGAGCUUCAUGUAUUGCGGAACAACGAUAACACUUGUUGAAUAUUUUGAAAAGGUUUACCAUAUCACCUUGAAUUACCCAAAAAUGCCAGUUGUAGUGGAAAAGACCUACAAAAAGGAACUGAACUACUACCCAAUAGAGCUUUUACAAGUUUGCGAAAAUCAGCGCGUAACACUGGUUCAGCAGACCACUGCCCAAGUGCGAAAGAUGAAUAAAGUCUGUACGGUAGCUCCUAACCGGAGUAGAGAGCAAACAGACAAAUCGAGAAAAUUUCUUAGGAUUGAUGAGUGUGGCCAGAAAAAUGAUUGGCGUUACAAAGAUUCGUUUCUGGCUAGAUGUAGGCAAAGAGGACUCGGUGUCGAAGAACCAAAUAUUGAAUAA